UCAAGAGUAAAUCGUAAAUCGUUCACUAAAUUGUCUAAAACAUUCCUCAAUUUAUUGGGCGCGCUCUACAUUUCACUAUUUUAGUCCUCAGCUACUUUAUGUCUUGUCGUCUGGACACUGGUCCUAUAGAUUAAUUUGUUGCGGGACUAUUUUUUAGAGGAUUACAGUAGGUCACCACAUGACCAUUCUGGUCUUCGAGCUGGAGCGCGUUUCAUUCGUGUCGAGCGCAGGGCAUUCGUUCGCAGCGAUUGUAUUUAAGCAGUUUAACUGCACAAAAUACAAUUUCUUUAAAUAAUUUUUCUAAGUUCUGCGUGUGUAAUCGCGCGUUUCUCAAUUUGGGAAGGAGUUAUCCUCAACCAUGUCGCAGGUCAUUACCGGAGAUAAGUAUUGGGAGGAUAGAGUAGCAUUCGAAACAGAAGGAGCACGUCACGAACAUAUAAAUGAUGAUGAUGUUUUGCAGCUCAAUCAAUUUGACGGACUACCCUACUCCUCUCGAUUCUACACAUUAUUAAAGGAAAGAAUGGAUCUACCAGUUUGGAAAGCUAAGUGUGAUUUCAUGGACAAGCUGGCCAACAGGCAGUUUGUUAUUGUCUCUGGCACUGCGAAAACUGGCAGGAGCUCUCAGAUUCCCCAGUGGUGUACAGAGUUCUGCCUGUCCGUCCAGUACCAGAACGGCAUGGUGGUGUGCAGUCAGGUCCACAGACAACAUACAGUGGAUCUGGCACUGCGUGUAGCUGAUGAGAUGGACGUCAACAUCGGCCAUGAAGUGGGCUACAGCAUCCCACUGGAGACAUGCUGUUCUGGUGACACUGUCCUCAGGUACUGCACUGAUGACAUGUUGCUCAGAGAGAUGAUGUCAGACCCCAUGCUGGAGCACUACGGUGUAGUCAUAAUCGACCAGGCCCACGAGAGGACGGUCAGCACAGAUGUCCUGCUUGGCCUGCUCAAAGAAAUUGCGCUGCAGAGGCCAGAGCUCCGUGUGGUUUUACUCACAGCUACACACCCAGGCCCCAAGCUCCUAAACCACUACAGAACUGCUCCACUGAUCCAGCUGGAGGAAGUGUGUUCAGCAGAGGUGGUGUAUACUGGUACCAGCCACAAGGACUAUUUCUGCUCUGCCCUCCGUCUAGUCCUGGAGAUACAUCACUCUCAAGAGGAAGGGGAUAUAGUCGUGUUUUUGGCCACAAAUCAAGAGAUAGACCUUGCCCGCGAUAUCCUCUGUCGUGAGGAGGCCGAUAUUCCCCCACAUCUAGGGGAACUUCUCCCUAUCUCAGUUUACCCUGGGCUGGCUGGGUCUUUGCCCAUGACGGGUGAAGAGGAAGGCCGGUGCCGAAGAGUCUUCCUCACCUCCAGUCCAAAUGAAGACCUCUUUUGGUCUGUGCACACUUUGAACUUCGUUAUCGAUGGCGGUGUACAGAAAAGAAGUGUUUACAACCCUAGGAUCAGAGCAAAUUCAGUCGCCAUUCAGCCUAUCAGCCGGAGUCAAGCAGAGAGCCGCAAACAGCUGGUUAGACCAACAGGGAAGACUUUCUGUCUAUAUCCAGAGGACACACCCCUGCCUAGUGAGACACGCCCACACAUCUUGGAGUCAGAUAUUACAUCCACAGUGCUCUUCCUGAAGAGGAUGGAUAUUGGGGGUCUGAGCCACUGUGACUUCAUGGACAGGCCAGAUCCGGAGUGUCUGAUGCAGGCUUUGGAGGACCUGGACUACCUAGCAGCCUUAGAUGAUGACGGGAAUCUGUCUGAGAUCGGCAUCAUCAUGUCUGAGUUCCCGCUGGAGCCACAGAUGGCAAAGACACUACUGGCCUCGUGCGAGUUUGACUGUGUCAACGAGGUGGUCACCAUCGCCGCCAUGCUGGCCGCACCAAACUGUUUCCUGAUCCCCCGAAUGGAGAUGAGGCUAGAGGCCUCUCAGCGUCACCUGAAAUUCCAGCAUCCAGAAGGAGACCACUUCACUCUAAUCAACAUCUACAAAGCUUUCAAACAGAACCAGCAGGAGCCCUUUGUCAGUGUGGAGAAGUGGUGUCAGGACUAUUUCCUGAGCCUGUCUGCCCUGCAGACGGCUGAUGCUAUCCGCUCUGAGUUGACUGACAUCCUGAGGAGGAUAGAACUGCCUGUCUCCAUGCCUUCUUUUGGCUCCAAGGGAAACACCCUAAACAUCAAAAGAGCACUGCUAGCAGGCUUUUUCAUGCAGGUGGCGAGGGAUGUGGAUUCAUCAGGGAAUUACUUCAUACUGACACACAAACACGUGGCCCAAAUCCACCCCCUCUCUGCCUACGGCACCAAGACACCCAAACUGGGCCUGCCUGAGUGGAUCCUCUUCCAUGAGUACACCUUCUCCGAAGACAACUGCAUCCGCACCCUGACCCACAUAUCACCAGAGGAGUUCAUUCAGAUGGCUCCACAGUACUUCUUCUACAAUCUCCCUCCAAGUGAGAGCAAGGAUAUCCUCCAGAACAUGUUAGACAAGGGAGCUGAACACUACAAAGCAAAGAAGAUUAAAAAGAGCCCCAGCAUAGAGAGCAUCCCAGAGGUCACAGCCAGUUGUAUUAUACAGUGAUUAUAAAGGCCUUGGUUGGGUGUGUUAAAGGCCGAAAGUCCCCCCGUCAUUCCCUUAUGGAUUAGAUGAUCAUUUUUGUCCAUGUUACCCUUUGAGUCGUGGAAACUUACAGUAGAAUAAUGUCAAUCGCAACUUGCAAGGUAUCAGUUUGAUAGGGUUAUGUUUGUUAAUCGCUGGAAUUGCAUUAAUAUGUUAGGGACAAUGAGACAACCGUCUGGUCUGUUUGCCAGGGUUAAUUGUAAUUGUACUUAGCCACCCUUUUUAGUAAAUGUAUAUCUACAGUCCUAACAAACUUACACUUUAAUGAGAAACCCACAAAAAUACAUGUUUGUGGAGGGCUCAACUUUAAAUACCCCUGCCGUUAACAUUUCAGGCAGUCCAAAACCCAAAACAGAUUAUCUAUACCAGUUUUGAAACAUACAUUAAACUAGACAAUCCCAGUAAGGUUUAGGCAGUGCAUGGAAUGGUUGUCCCAGACACUGAGGUACAGAGGAGCUGAAACAAAAGCAAAGAAAAAUUAUUUGGGUUUGUUGCUCCAUCUGCUAUGUAGAGGAUUGGGUGAGGUGGGGGUGACCUAGUUCAGUAACAAGAGCAUUACGGUAUUGUAACUACAUGAGGCAUUACAGCACCAUGUGACCUCUUUAGUCCUACUCACUUCCAGGCGCUUGCCAAGAUCCAGGGCCUUGUAUAAACAGAUAGAAAUAGGUUGGACUGCUUGGCAUCAAGGCUGGUGAUGUGUAGUCGUGUCAAUACCAAUGUGAACCAAGACAAGGUGAUCAGAAAUAUCAUUCAAACUUUUAUUUCAAAUCAGGGCAAACAUGCUGGCGCACAUUCAAA
This is a messenger RNA of Esox lucius (northern pike), 3397 nucleotides long. RefSeq names its product DEAH (Asp-Glu-Ala-His) box polypeptide 32b (gene dhx32b). Gene Ontology annotation, molecular function: RNA binding. Lineage: Eukaryota; Metazoa; Chordata; Actinopteri; Esociformes; Esocidae. The record is from RefSeq and is a predicted model, not a curated record. Bases 359 to 2560 code for a protein of 733 amino acids. Gene Ontology annotation, cellular component: spliceosomal complex; intracellular anatomical structure. The transcript is spliced from 11 exons.